CUAGCUUUAUUAGCUCCGUAUGGAUUGUCGCCGUAUAGAACUAAAUACAUUUUUAUUUAAAUUUUAGUUGCAUAGAGCGUUGAGUUGAGUCAUCACCAAGUGGCCCUUAUGCUACUCUUUUUUUUGCUCAUUGAAAACGCUUUUGAAAUAAUUCUUUUUUAUCAUUCUCGCUUUUUGACUAUACUUGCUAAACUAGGCUAAAAGUCUAUCUGAAAACGUUUUGUGAUCCAAGGAUCUUUCUCUGCUGUUCUUGUGAGGCUAGAUCUGAUCACUAAGUGAAGCAGUAGAAAACUCUAAAGCUCUCUUGUUUUCAGGAUUUACGCUUAAGUUGAGGCGAAGUGUCUUAUCAAAUGGUGUAGACGUUUCUUGCUGAACAUGAAGAUGUCUGUUCAUUUACACUGAUAUUUUUUGAAAUUUGAACGACGUUCUUUCUUCAGUUGAAAACAUAACAUAUUUGCAAAUCAUACAUUACAUGGGGUGCAGUCCCUUUUAUUUUGAAUUCCUUACCUUAAGAAUUAUGACCUUGUUAAAGUAGUUAUUUUGUUUUGCCACUCAAUUCCCUUAUAAAUGAGCGUUUGCCUUGUUCUCUGCACCGGGUAUAUUUAUAAACGUACAAUUUCGCAUAAAAAUCAAAAUUCGUCUUCCUAAUAUCUCAUCAAAGCCUAAUGUUUGCAUCGUUUUAACCUUGUGCACUACAUCUUUUCCAUGCAGGCGAGUCGUUGAGUCACGGUGCUAAGAAUACUUUUAAUAGGAAAACGUAAGGGCAGACAACACGAUGACGAUUUUCUAUUCACAGUUAUAGAGUGCUUCGAAUGCAUUGCCAAAAAAUUACGUGGCGAAAUGGUGCUUUUUGCGGCAUUUGCUGCGAGAAAAUCUAGUCAAGACGCCUGCUUUGUUCAGACGCCAAUUAGUUCUUUUGUGUUACAACGUUGUCGAAAGCAAAAAGCUGCAUGUAAAUAGCGGCCUCGACGGUACGGGGAAUAUUUCUUGAGCACUGGCACACUCGUUGAAAAAGAAAACGGCCAACAGAAACGUUUUACCGCCAGUUAUUAUUUGAUCGGGAGAUUUUUAUGUCCUCUUUUGCUGACGGAAAUAACUCACCUUUUGCAUUUGUCGCUCAACGAGGCAGUUGAAGUCGGAGAAGUCGCAAAGAGAAGAAGUCCAACCACAAGUGAGAUUAGCUGAUACGUAGAGACAUAUCGACUAGGGAAAUACUAAAGGGAAAUAACGUCAAUUUAGUUGUUAAGAGGAAGCGAAGACAACCAGAAACGGAAUAUCAGAAGUAGAUAUCUUAAAUCUGGGUCCCUGCCGCUACUCGGCUCUGCUUUGAAGUACACUGCCAUAUAAAUCGAGCUAUUGGAUGUUGAAAAUUCUCGCUGAUAGCCGUCACUCUGUUUACAACAGAAGCUUGAAUCUUUGUGAUCGCCUCUUCGGCAAAAUUACUUCUAUCUAUUCGACACUGAACGAUGACUACAGCGAAAUUAUCGCCGAUUGAAGAUCGACAUCGCAGUAUCCGGCUUUGGGUUCUCGUUGCUCACGCGUCAGUAGGUCUUUUGCUUCGUUUGAUGGGUGCCACGAUAUGCCAUUACGGCAAGGGCGGGGAGAGUUCCACGGUGUUACGGCCUGUCUACAGCCGCGAUCACCACUGUAACUGCGAUCCAUUUCACUGAGCGCUGUGAUAGCGGUUUCAUAGCGCUGUCAUAGCGGCCCGAGGUGGUUCACGUCUUGCCACAACAGAUCAGUCUCUGAAAGACGAGCUGUCUUUUUGUAGAGCCAUGAAAUCUAUGCAAUAAGAACAGCAUAAUCGGCUCUGCCAAUUCCAUGGCAAUCCAUGGCCUUGAAUAAUGGUCCAGUCAUGAAUUGUGCUGUUUCUCGGUUAAAACAAGCAAAACCAUGUAACAUUACUGGUUAUUUUCUGCCACCUUUUUAUAAAGUAUUCGCUUAUCCCGCGCCGAAAAAUGUGAGUUCCGCUGUGGUAUCAAAAGUGCUGUCAAUUUGCGCAAUGAUAGUGACAAGACUGUGUACGCUGCCGUUUAUGUGGAUGGCCGUACUGAGUAUGCAAGUCAUUCUUGGAGACGCACUCGGCAUCAUGAAGCCUUUAUGUAUAAGGAGAGGGUAUACCAUGUGCGGCACUCGACUUGUGCACCCAUCCGCGCCAUCACGAAUCAUAGGAGGUCGUGACGCUUUACCCGGGGAACUUCCUUUCCAAGUCGCUCUUUAUCGUCAAACGUCGAAAUCAACUUACUACGCAAGCGGGACCCUUUUAACUGAUCGACAUGUUCUGACUUGUGCGCACUGCAUUGAUGGGUUCAAUUCUAGUGAGGUAACUGUUUGGGUUGGAGUGCAUAGAAAAAGUCUGCCUGCACUAAUCAGCAGGGGCCGAAUGCAAAAGGGCGGCCAGUUUUUUGUGUACCCAGCGUUCGACAGAAGGUCUUUAGCUAAUGACAUUGGCAUUAUUCGUCUUCGACAACGUGUGGUUCUCGAUGGUUUCGUUAAUACUAUUUGUCUUCCAUCAAGGAGUUCGACUGUAGCACCAAAGGCAUUCGUUGCUGGAUAUGGUUAUAUUUAUCCGAAUGGGCCAACGUCGGAUUUUCUAAAAAUUGUUCAACUGGACGUAAUUCCACCUUCACAAUGUUUAGAACUCCUUCCGGGGUUUGACAUAAACCCAAAUACAUCCUUAUGCACCCUCACCAAGGACAAAGACGCUUGCAUGGGUGAUUCUGGUGGUCCUUUAUUUCAGGAGUUUCGUGGCCGUCUCGUACAAUAUGGAGUAGUCUCUUGGGGCCGUGCGUGUGCCCUCAAAAACUCGCCGGGUGUCUAUGUCAACGUGCUUGCCUAUCUUGAUUGGAUAUUUGGAAUUAUUGAUCUCGGAUAAUGAAUUACUCAUAUUUAUUGAUGUUUCGAUUAACUGGUCAGCUUAUGCACAAUAAUUAUAUUUACGCUUAAAUGCUAUUCCGUCAUUUUGUUUUCAUAUUUUUAAUUGGUGACUAUUGUGAGUGCUAUUUUUCAAUUCUACCAACGGUUGUUUCUCGAUUUGUAAAACUAUUGAGUAGUGCGUUUAGCCAAAUCAAUUUAUUGCAUUAACGAAAAGCUUUAUUCAAAGAAAUUGUUGGAGCGAAUACUGUGAUAUCAUAUGUAGAAGGUUAUGGCUUUCAGGUGGAAUUGUGGGACAAAUUUAGAUAAUUAAAUAACUUAAACUGAAUUGUCAAGAUCCGUUAUUACGAAUAUAUGUUAAGUGUUGCCACUUUGCUAAAAGGGGAUAACAUGGAUAAGGCUGUCAACCUGAACCUAGUAUGCUAAGUUAACAUAUGGAUAAAAACCCUUCAAAUUCAUCUGUUCUUCUGAAUGUUUCUCUGCCCCAUCUGCCUGUAGAAAAUAAGUAUAUGCCAACUAGUAUGGAGUGUAGUUAAUAGUAUUUUUUGUUAACUAAAGAACAGGUUUCGUUUAAGUAAACGAGGCAACUAACAAAGCUUUGCGUGUGAUUCCUGUAAGAAGUGCCCUAGUACUUUGAAUGUAAAACGUAAGGCAAUAUUGACCUUUGUUAUCGUUAUAUUCGUGGAUGGUCCUAGGCAGUUAAACUGG
Varroa destructor (honeybee mite) is the source of this 3582-nucleotide messenger RNA. Its product is annotated as trypsin-4-like. The record is from RefSeq and is a predicted model, not a curated record. Gene Ontology annotation, biological process: zymogen activation; blood coagulation. Lineage: Eukaryota; Metazoa; Arthropoda; Arachnida; Mesostigmata; Varroidae. Gene Ontology annotation, molecular function: serine-type endopeptidase activity. Gene Ontology annotation, cellular component: rough endoplasmic reticulum.